Messenger RNA from Carassius auratus (goldfish), 3057 nucleotides. RefSeq names its product inactive rhomboid protein 1. The coding region runs from base 208 to 2781 and encodes 857 amino acids. Gene Ontology annotation, biological process: regulation of protein secretion; regulation of epidermal growth factor receptor signaling pathway. Gene Ontology annotation, cellular component: endoplasmic reticulum membrane. Gene Ontology annotation, molecular function: serine-type endopeptidase activity. NCBI's taxonomy places the organism in Eukaryota, Metazoa, Chordata, Actinopteri, Cypriniformes, Cyprinidae. The record is from RefSeq and is a predicted model, not a curated record. The transcript is spliced from 18 exons.
CAUUAUCUCAUUCAGGGGAUCAUCAUUCAUGGUGAUGUAACAAGCCCGAUUAAGCAGGGUCUCGAUCGACUGUCGUCAUUAUGUGUUGCAGGUGUGCUCCAACUGGGCUCUAGGUCGGCACAGUAGUGGAAGGGAAAACAGUAGGAUAGUGCUGGACUAGGUUGACACCGCAGGUGGCUCUGGCAGGUUUAGGGAGAGGCAGGCAGCAUGGCUGAACCCAGACGAGACAGCACCAGCAGCCUGCAGCGCAAGAAGCCGCCAUGGCUAAAACUGGACAUUCCCACCGCUCAGGUGUCCGUGGACGAAGCGCCAGCUUUUGUUCAGCCCUUGAAGAGGCAUAAUUUCCAUCGCAGCGUCAGUAUGCCUGUGGAAACGUCUCAUCUCCCCUCUCCUCCUCGUGACCUCUUCGACCCCCGGCGAGCUGCCUUCCAGCGUCAGUCUUCAAUCACACAAACCAUCAAGAGGGGCACAGCGGACUGGUUCGGGGUCAGUAAGGACGGCGACGCCACGCAGAAAUGGCAGAGGAAGAGUCUGCGACACUGCAGCAUGCGCUACGGCAAGCUGAAGCCUCAGGUGAUCCGUGAGAUGGAGCUGCCCAGCCAGGACAACAUCUCCCUGACCAGCACAGAAACCCCUCCGCCUCUGUAUGUGCCCUCAUCUCAGCAUGGCAUGCAGAAGAUUGUGGACCCGUUGGCACGAGGACGUGCGUUUCGCAUGGUGGAGGAGGUAGAUGGCUUCAGUGUGCCUCAAACUCCCAUGACCCCCGGCGCGGCAUCCCUCUGGUCCUUCAACAGCUCCCGCUCGGGCCUGAACCGCAUCCCACGCAGACGCAAGCGCGAGUCUGUGGCCAAGAUGAGCUUCAGGGCGGCAGCGGCUCUGGUCAAGGGUCGUUCGCUGCGUGAGGGCACACUAAGACGAGCUCACAGGCGCAGCUUCACACCUGCCAGCUUUAUUGAGGAAGAUGUUGUGGACUUUCCAGAUGAACUCGACACAUCGUUCUUCGCCAGGGACGCCCUGAUGCACGAGGAGAUGUCCACCUUUCACGAUGAGGUGUUUGAGUCUCCAUCAGACUCGACCAUGAAAGACGUGGACAGCAAACAGCUGGACGAGUCGGAGCUGACGGGCAGCGCGCUGGAUAAAAGCGAGUUAGAGAGGAGUCACUUGAUGCUGCCUCUAGAGCGCGGCUGGCGGAAGGCUAAAGAGGGAACAUCUGCGCCCCCUAAAGUGCGCCUGAAGCAGGAGGUAGUGAGUGUGAAAGGUCAGCGGAGAGGACAACGGAUAGCCGUGCCAGUCAAGAAGCUCUUCGCACGAGAGAAGAGGCCAUAUGGAUUGGGCAUGGUGGGAAAGCUGACCAAUCGAACAUAUCGCAAGCGCAUCGACAGCUACGUGAAACAACAGAUAGAGGACAUGGAUGACCACAGGCCUUUCUUUACAUAUUGGAUGACAUUUGUUCACAUACUCAUCACCAUUUUGGCAGUGUGUAUUUAUGGCAUUGCACCAGUGGGCUUCUCCCAGCAUGAAACCGUCGAUUCGGUCCUAAGAAAUAAAGGCGUUUAUGAAAACGUAAAAUUUGUGCAGCAAGAGAACUUCUGGAUUGGACCGAGUUCGGAAGCCUUGAUUCAUCUGGGAGCCAAAUUCUCCCCUUGUAUGCGGCAGGACAACCAGGUACACGAACUGAUUAAAAAAAAGCGAGAACUGGAGCGAAAUUCGGCUUGCUGCGUGCGCAACGACCGCUCUGGCUGUCUGCAGUCCUUAGAGGAGGAAUGCUCUAGCACUUUGGCUGUGUGGGUGAAGUGGCCUCAGCAUCCCAGCACUCCUCAGCUGGAGGGGAAGAACCGGGAGUACGGCUCUGUGUGUCAUCAGGACCCCAGGACGUGUAUAGAGCCGGCCUCAGUAGCUCCUCAUGAGUGGCCUGAUGAUAUCACCAAAUGGCCGAUCUGCACCAAAUAUAAUUCUGGGAACCACACCAAUCUGCCUCAUAUUGACUGUACUAUCACCGGCCGGCCCUGUUGCAUCGGCACUAAAGGGAGGUGUGAAAUCACAUCUAGGGAGUACUGUGACUUCAUGAAGGGAUACUUCCAUGAGGAGGCGACCCUCUGCUCCCAAGUGCACUGUAUGGAUGAUGUGUGUGGCCUCCUUCCUUUCCUGAACCCUGAGGUCCCAGAUCAGUUCUACCGCCUUUGGCUCUCACUGUUUCUGCACGCUGGGAUUCUGCAUUGCCUGGUGUCGGUCUGUUUUCAGAUGACAAUUCUUCGAGACUUAGAGAAGUUGGCUGGGUGGCUACGAAUAUCUAUCAUUUAUAUCCUGAGUGGCAUCACAGGAAACCUGGCUAGUGCCAUCUUCCUCCCCUACAGAGCUGAGGUGGGUCCAGCUGGCUCUCAGUUCGGCAUCCUGGCCUGUCUGUUUGUGGAGCUGAUUCAGAGCUGGCAGAUUCUGGCUCAGCCGUGGAGGGCCUUCACUAAACUACUGUGUGUGGUGCUCUUUCUGUUCGCCUUCGGCCUGCUGCCCUGGAUUGAUAACUUCGCCCACAUCGGCGGAUUCAUCUCGGGCUUCUUCCUCUCCUUCGCCUUCCUCCCAUACAUCAGCUUCGGCCGUCUGGACAUGUACCGCAAGCGCUGCCAGAUCAUCAUCUUCCUGGUGGUGUUCUUGGGCCUGUUCGCGGGACUCGUGGUGCUCUUCUACGUGUAUCCCAUCAAGUGUGAGUGGUGCGAGCUGCUCACCUGCAUUCCUUUCACCGACAAGUUCUGUGAGAAGUACGACCUCAAUGCGCACCUCCAUUGAGGGAGAGGCGGGGCUUCGGGGGGAGAGGGAUCUGAUUGGUCGUUGAUCUGCAAUCUGUCAGUGUUCAUCCAGUUGCACUUCGUCUCGCCCCAAAUGAAGCCCUUUUCUGUGAACUUGGACAGUAUGCUUGUGUUGUUGUUGUUUUAUACUCAAGUGUAAGUUGGAUCUCCACUUUGACCAUUUUAGGAAUGAAAUUAGCUUUUUAACAUACCCUAAAGUUUUAUGUAGUCUAUUGAAAAGGGUGUCUGAUAAUCAUAUGAAACAGGGUCACCCUCG